UCCAACCCUAUCAGCCAUUUCGAUGGAUAUACUAAUCAAACGGAAACUAAGAAAAAGAUUAUUACAAAUGUCUUCAAAAAGGGCGACAAAGCCUUUCUAUCGGGAGAUCUCAUGCGAAUGGAUUCCAAUGGAUAUCUGGUGUUUGUCGACCGAACCGGUGAUACGUAUCGUUGGAAAGGCGAAAACGUGUCGACAGCCGAUGUCGAGGCAGUCAUCCAAAAAGUUACAAAACUGUCCGAUUGUAUAGUGUUUGGAGUGGAGGUCUAUGGAUGCGAAGGAAAGGCAGGUAUGGCUGUCAUCGCAUCGCAAGACUUUGAGAUAAAUCUCGUGCAAUUGGCCGACAACUUACGUAUACAACUGCCCGCUUAUGCAAUGCCGGUGUUUGUGAGGAUCACCGACAAUAUAGAGGCCACCGGUUCCUAUAAAUUGGUUAAAAGCUCAUUUAUCAAAACUGGUUACUGUCCCGACGCCACCACUGAUUGUAUUUAUUUUUACGACAACUUCUACACCAAGUCUUACAUCCCUCUGGAGUCUAAACUUUACGAAGACAUUAUAAAUGGAAAGAUCAGGAUUUGA
This is a messenger RNA of Oppiella nova, 576 nucleotides long. The record is from the annotation of a GenBank genome assembly. Lineage: Eukaryota; Metazoa; Arthropoda; Arachnida; Sarcoptiformes; Oppiidae.